Sclerotinia sclerotiorum 1980 UF-70 is the source of this 2892-nucleotide messenger RNA. RefSeq lists its product as hypothetical. The transcript is spliced from 4 exons. The record is from RefSeq and is a predicted model, not a curated record. The annotation marks the transcript as partial. NCBI's taxonomy places the organism in Eukaryota, Fungi, Ascomycota, Leotiomycetes, Helotiales, Sclerotiniaceae. Gene Ontology annotation, molecular function: protein binding; peptidase activity. Gene Ontology annotation, biological process: proteolysis; glutathione catabolic process.
GGCCAUUGGUGGGCCACCACUUACCACUGGGCUCCCCUACCUGGUUUCCCCAUUCCAAAUACUGAAGACGAAGACGAAAAUGUACAAAUUGACUCAUUAUCCCACGAUCCUAGUCAACGAACCAGCUCGGAAGAUGACCUCGACCCUUCACGUCCUCAACUCCUUCACCACCUGCAAAACGAUUCAUCAAUUCUUACUCUCGCUGUCGGGUCCAAAUAUAUCUAUGCGGGUACUCAAGAUGGAGAAAUCAUAGUCUGGUCCCUUGCAUCCUACGAACUCGUUUCGCGUAUCCAAGCACAUACCCGCAGCGUCCUCUCCCUUUUCCUUUCCGCGGACGGCAAACUUCUCUUCUCAUCUGCUGGUGACGCCAUUGUUAACGCGUGGUGUCCUACGACCCUAGUCCGAAAGUAUCACAUCUACAGCACUUACGACGUCGGCGAUGUAUUUUCCGUAGCCUAUUCCCCUCAAUUCGAGACAGUGUAUUUGGGAGCGCAAAACACCAGCAUACAAUGGGUCAGUUUAAGGGAUUCUGCGGCGAGACCUACCCCAAACCCGGAACGUCACCCAGAUAAGAGGAAUCAUCGAUUUUUUGAUAGUGUGCAGCAUGGAGGGACAAGUACACCAAGGCCGAGACAAGUUGCACGGGCGGCUGCGGAUCAGGGAGAUGUGUUGGAAAUUGACAAGGCGCAUAUGAAACAAUAUGCUCAUUUUGGCUAUGUCUAUUGUAUGCUCAUGGUUCGGGGCGUCUGCAGGCAAGUCGACGCGGAUGAGGAUAUGCUCAUUUCUGGUGGAGGAGAUGGGACAAUUAAGUUGUGGAAAUUGAGCAAUGAUCAAGACGAAGGGAUCAUUGAGAUUGAAAGACUUGGGGAAGAUGAUGCCGAAAGUGUCUUGAGUCUCGCGGUAGAUGGGAGUUUCCUGUACAGCAGUAAACUGGAAGGGGUGAUUGAGCUGUGGGAUUUGGACACGAGGCAGAAGUUGAGGGUCAUCAGGACGAAUAAGGGAGAUGUUAUGACGUUGCAAAUGGGCUGGGGUUAUCUUUGGAGUGGAGGAAGUACAGGACACGCUAGAAAAUACAGCACAGUACAAUAUGGACAAUACAAAACCUCGAAUUUCAGCCAAAAAUAUCAAUGCGUCAAGCGCUGGAAAGCACAUGAAGGAAGAAUCUUGGCUUCAGCAGUCACCACGUUCCAUGGUCAACAACUUUACAUAACUGGUGCAAACGAUUGUUCGGUCUCGAUAUGGGAUAUUACUGGUUGUGACACUGGCACAUAUCCGAAACACGAGUCGCUUCAGGACGAUCAACUCAUCAAGUCGUUGCAAGAUUUUGUGGCUUUCAAGACGAUUUCUGCAAGACCUGAUCAUGCCGAGGAUUGUCGACGUGGUGCUACGUUUCUCAGAACAUUGUUCAAGAAACACGGUGCGGUUACUGAAAUGCUAACCACCGAGGCUCAUCACAAUCCAAUUGUUUAUGCCAAGUUCAAAGGAAAUCCAGAGACGGCUGGAAAGAGGAAGAAGAUAUUGUUUUAUGGGCAUUAUGAUGUCGUGCCUGCGGAUGACAAGCAAAAGAAAUGGAUCAUUGACCCAUUCCACAUGAAGGGGGUAAACGGGUAUCUUUACGGACGUGGAGUGAGUGACAACAAGGGACCUAUCAUGGCUGCUCUUUAUGGAGUUGUGGACUUGGUUCACGAGAAAGCUUUGGAUUCCGAUAUCACUUUUUUGAUUGAGGGGGAGGAAGAGAGUGGAUCGAGAGGUUUCAAGGACGCUGUGAGGAAGCAUAAGGAAUUGAUUGGCGAUAUUGAUUAUAUCAUUCUAGCCAAUAGUUACUGGCUUGAUGAUGAGGUUCCUUGUCUGACUUAUGGCCUGAGAGGCGUCCUUCACGCCACUGUCAGGGUUAAUAGCAAACAUCCAGAUGUUCAUAGUGGAGUUGAUGGAAGUUUCAUGAUGGAUGAGCCACUUUUUGAUCUGACUGCUAUCUUGGCCAAACUCAAAGGGCUUCACAACAGGAUCCAAAUUCCUGGAUUCUACGAUGACAUCCUUCCUAUAACUCCAGCCGAAGAGGCUCGAUACGAUGAUAUUGUGUCAACUCUCCUCCGUCGCAACCCAGAACUUGGACCGGCCGAAAAUCUCAAGCAAUCAAUCAUGGCAAGAUGGAGAGAACCAAAUUUGACACUCCAUCGUUAUAAAGUCUCUGGACCAGAUGGUUCCCUUGUUUCAUCACAUGCUAGCGCGGCUAUCUCCCUUCGUCUAGUGCCCAACCAAGAAGUCGACGACGUCAUCAAAUCCCUUUCAAAGUUCCUCCAAGAUGCUUUUGCGAAGCUUGACACGCAUAAUCAUUUAACAAUAUCAAUCGACAACCAGGCAGAUGCAUGGCUUGGUGACCCUGAGAAUGAAAUCUUUAGGACUUUAGAGGAAGCGAUCAUGGAGGUUUGGGGACCGAUAACGAAUCACACGAGGAGGAGUAGUGUGCAGGGUCCUAAACAUGUCGAGAAAGAAAAGGAAAACUCACCUACGAGUCCAAUCAACGCAUCCCCAAGCCUUAAGCCUACACCAGCGACGACCACGAGUCUAACUGGGGGGAGUGACCACACAAGUUUGGCGACUGCACCGGUAGAUCUUGCAUCAUUAUCAUUAGAUGCAGAAGACAUUUCUGGCGAAAGACAUGAGAAAGAAAUUGAGGGGCUUGGGAAUGCAAAUGAUAAGAUAGAUUAUGGUAAAAGUAGAGAACGCAAGGGAUUGGGUGCCAAAAAUGGGACAGGGAGGGGAAGGAAACCAUUGUAUAUCAGGGAAGGAGGUUCAAUCCCUAGUAUUCGGUUUUUAGAGAAGGAGUUCGGAGCCCCAGCAGCACAUUUGCCAUGCGGGCAGGCGAGUGAUAGUGCGCAUUUAGUCGGUUGA